AGAUUUCACCUCGAGUUCCAGCUCUAAGCGCGUCACUUUUUUUCGAUUUAAAAUAUUUCAAACGUAAAUUUGGGCAUGAAAAGCGAACCCAAUUGUGAUAGAAACUAGAAAACAUAUCCCAAAAAAGCAGUUGCAGUAUUAACCCAAUCAUUCAGUGUUUGCGGAAAGUUGAACGGUUUGAAUCCGAAGAAGCCGCUUUUGCCGGUCCAAAAAAGGACGCCAAAUUUUGCACCCUUGCGCUGCGAAUUCCAUUAGUCCGUAACUCCAUCACAUACCAGGUAGCAUACCGAUACCAUGAGCAAGGAAAUCUACUACUCGGACAAGUACUACGACGAGCAGUUCGAAUACAGACAUGUGGUUUUGCCCAAGGAACUGGUGAAAAUGGUGCCCAAAACCCAUCUGAUGACGGAGGCCGAGUGGCGAUCCAUUGGGGUGCAGCAGUCCCGCGGAUGGAUCCACUACAUGAUCCAUAAACCGGAGCCCCACAUCCUGCUAUUUCGACGCCCCAAAACGGAAUAGCCGCUCGCAACAACAACUGCAUCACAGAUACACAUACCCCUAUACCCACACCCCUGCCACAUAGCCUAUACCCCACAUACCUAUAUAUCCGGCAGCUGCUGCCGAUAGUUUGUAUUGGCGGUGGUGGUGGUUGCUGCGAAACAACCAACUGUUGCACAAACAUCAACAUCAUCCUCAAUAUAGGUAUUCAUGCACGAAUCCCUCUAGAAACUACUUUUUAAACUGUGCAUGCUUCGUAAUAUUCUUUUUUAAUGAUGUUUCAACUGUCUUUACCUCCUUUUAAAAUAGCACCUAGAGCUAAAGCUUAGUUUUGCCAUUUUCAUAGUCUUGGGAGAUUCGAACGAGGUUGUAUUCCUUAUUUAUUCCUCGUUGUUCCUCAAAGUUUACCAUAUUUUAUGUUGCCAUUUCGAAACGGAAGCGAAAAGAAGAAUUUUGCUCACUUUUUAUAAGCUUAAAUGAAAUCUGAUUUGUGAUCUUGAAAUUCUUAAUCAAUAAUACAUAUGUUUACACAUAAUAUAAUGAACUUAAAAUAAAUAUGUUUAAUGUAUGGAGAAGCUUGA
Drosophila ficusphila is the source of this 1079-nucleotide messenger RNA. RefSeq names its product cyclin-dependent kinases regulatory subunit (gene Cks30A). The record is from RefSeq and is a predicted model, not a curated record. The transcript is spliced from 2 exons. Bases 295 to 519 code for a protein of 74 amino acids. Gene Ontology annotation, molecular function: ubiquitin binding; cyclin-dependent protein serine/threonine kinase activator activity; protein kinase binding. Gene Ontology annotation, biological process: regulation of mitotic cell cycle. Gene Ontology annotation, cellular component: cyclin-dependent protein kinase holoenzyme complex; SCF ubiquitin ligase complex. Lineage: Eukaryota; Metazoa; Arthropoda; Insecta; Diptera; Drosophilidae.